AUGUCGUCUCUGCCCAGGAAAGAGAACGCCCGCUCCAGACGCGCCGCUCGUGCUUGCACCCGCUGCCACUCCCGCAAAGUCCGCUGCGACGGCUCCAUCACCGGCUUUCCCUGUACAAAUUGUCGUCUAGACGCUCGACCGUGUAUACUGCACUCAGGGAAGCGGGAUAAGGAGAGGCAGCUGUUCAAGGCCGUUGCGAAGGAGCGCAGCAAUGGCUACCCUACACCAGCCCCAGACCGGGUCAGUUUGACCUUUUUCAAGUCACAGAUGACGCUCAAAGUUCCUAUCCAGGAGAUUUUGGAUGUGUUCGUGAAGCACUACUUUAUAUAUGUGCAUCCGUUCCUACCGGUAGUUGAUGAGGCCGUAUUCUGGGCAAAGUAUCGGGGAUUGGAUUCGAGUGCGGGCAAGAUCUCGACAUUGCUCUUUCAGACAAUGCUCUUCGCUGCUAGUCCGUUCAUUCCGAUUGAAGCCGCCAAAGAAUGCGGGUACGAUUCCCUGAUAUCUGCGCGGGACGAUCUCUACCGACGAGCCAAGCGCCUCUAUGAGAGCGGUAUCGAGAAAGACCGUCUGGUAAUCGCCCAAGCCUGCCUCCUCCUGACCUGGUACACCACCGAUGCCGAGCGCUCCACCAAUUCCCGCUGGUUACGCAUCGCAAUCCGAUACGCGAAGAAAGAGCAAGCACAUCUAUACCAUAAGAUGCCACAAUUAGGUUCAAAGAGGAAAGUAUCGGACCUCAAGCGCCUCUGGUGGUGCUGCAUGAUCCGAGACCGGAUCAUCUCGCUCGGCAUGCGUCGUCCGAUCCAGAUCACCCCGGAUGAAUUCGAUCUGCAGCUGCAGGAGGGGCUGUCUCUUCGAGACCUAGAAGAGGAGUGCCUGAACUCGGAAGUCUAUACUUCUGAAAUAAAGAUCGCCCUCUGCGGCGUCCUUGCCAGCCUAUGCCAUCUUGUGGCGGCAGUCACAGAUGUGAUCAUGCUUGUCUACCCGACAACGCAGAACAUGCCGUUCAGCCUGGCGGAUCGGCGGGCACAACUGAACAGACUUGAAGAGACAAAGUUUGCGUUGCUAGAUUGGGAGCUCAACUGGGUAGCGAAUCCAGAUGGGAAGGAGUACUAUAUCCACCCAUCGCUAACACUUCAUACGAAUCUCUGUGCUAUAUACUUCCAAUCCGCCCGCAUUGCCCUCUGCAACCGUAUCUGCCUCCUAAUCGGCCAUAAUGCCUACCUAACAGACGAAACCGACCUAUCCCGUAUCGAAUCCUGUCGAGCCGACCUUGCUUCGGCCAUUUGUUCAACAGCCCACAACGUAAAACAGCUAAUUUUGAAUGGGGUCGCCGAUAAAUUGCCUAUAAGCGCGUAUGCAUUACCAUCUUCAAGCCACUGUUCACUUGGUAUCCUACUCAGCAUCCAAACGCAGCUCUCCCCAACCCCUGAAGACAAAGAGCUCCACGAACUUAUGCUUGUCUUCUUUACAGAGGUCUUCCGCUUCUUCCGCAGCCAAUACUACACACGACUUAUUCUGGCAGUUUCAUGGAAGGCUUUGGAAUUGUGUCAGCCGCGGACGCAGACCCAGACCCAGACACUUUUGCAACAUCAGCCUUCAUCCGAUACCAGCGAUAUCAGUAUCGGUACUACUGUGGUAUCUAGUGAAAAUGGUACUAGCGGCAACAGUGACAGCAACGAACUAAUUUUGCAUGGCCAGCGACAGCUUAUACCAGAAAAUGCUCUAUUCUACUACCCGGACCUCUUCCAGCUCAAACUCACAGAUUAUAUCCGCCUGCUCCAGUACGUGGAUGAAUUUAUGUCGUUGAGGAGUAUGCCCGGGGAGAAUGCUAUAUAUCAAGCCCCGUCGCCUGCUCUAGCUCCAGCUCCAGCUAUCGAGACUCAUGUUCAAUUGCAACGACAACAAGCGCAUGCGCACGCAAGGACAUACUCGCAUAGUUCAAUAUGCUCCAUAUCGUCUACUCGGCCUGCUGUUACCUCUACCACGGGCGCCACUGCUGUCAAUUCACCGGGAUGCUCAAGCACGAUUUACUCUGUUGACGGCGUGGCUGUAGAUCCGACGAGCCCUAAGUGGACAGAAGACUAUUUCUGGGUUUAUUUUGGGGAGAAAGAGUUGGAAGGAGAGCCUCUGCAGACUGCCUUUACUCCGAAUGCUGGUAGUCCAAGCAAUAGUAGUAGUGUUGUCAGUGAAAUUGGCGGCGACAGUGUGAGUGGGAACAAAAAUGAGAAUGGAAAAAGUCCCCAGUCCCACGCCUCUGUUCCACCUAGAGACUCCGGAACCCCUGGCACACCGAAACAAGAGUGGAUGGAGACUCAGGGUACUUGUCGGGAAUUAGCAGUGGUGCCCGCACCAGCAGAUCCAGCCUCAACCGCAGUACAGAACAUGCUUGAUUGUUUGCCCUUGUUAGGUGAAUAG
This is a messenger RNA of Aspergillus nidulans FGSC A4, 2415 nucleotides long. RefSeq lists its product as uncharacterized. NCBI's taxonomy places the organism in Eukaryota, Fungi, Ascomycota, Eurotiomycetes, Eurotiales, Aspergillaceae. Gene Ontology annotation, molecular function: zinc ion binding; DNA binding; DNA-binding transcription factor activity, RNA polymerase II-specific. The transcript has 5 exons. Bases 1 to 2415 code for a protein of 804 amino acids. Gene Ontology annotation, cellular component: nucleus. The record is from RefSeq and is a predicted model, not a curated record. Gene Ontology annotation, biological process: DNA-templated transcription; regulation of DNA-templated transcription.